UGUACUGUGCAAGGCAAAGGCAGAAGAAAUAUUUUGAGGUUAUUUUCGUCAAAUUGUUUCAGAGAAAGAAGAAAUUUAAAUAAAUAAUGUAAACUUGUUAUUUCUAAAAAUAGAUAUUUAAGUACCAACGUAUUGUUCAAAAUGUCUCUUAUUAGAGCUGGACUACAAAAAAUAUCGAAUGUUUUCAGUAGUGGUGCAGGUGGCAUUUUAUCAAGGUUCAGUUCCAACUUAGCAACACUAGAAAAUAAAACUGUAGAUACAAAGAAAGAUGUCAUUGCUACAUGUAACAAAAUUAUUGAGGAGAACAAGUCCCGUAACUUUGCUAUAAUUCAUCUUUUGGGCAAACAAUGGCGUGUGACUGAUGGAGACCUACUCGUAGUUGAAGGUUAUUGGCCGCCAAAUAUAGGCGACAAGAUUACUCUUGACAAAGUUUUGUUGGCUGCUACAAAAGAUUUUUCUCUGAUCGGCAGACCUUUAGUUCAACCUGGACUUGUGACAAUUACCGCUACUAUUAUCUCAAAAGGUCUUUCACAUACUCGAACCCAUUUCAAGAAGAAGAGAAGGAAGCAAUUCAUGAGAAUUAACUUCCAAAGAGCCCAACAAACAAUGCUGAGGAUAAACUCUGUAGAGAUUGCUAACAAAAUCAAUGAUGUUCCCAAAAAUGAGUUUUAAUUGUAUUUUACUAUGUAGAUAAUAAAACUAGUUUGUAAUCUAA
Amyelois transitella is the source of this 715-nucleotide messenger RNA. RefSeq names its product large ribosomal subunit protein bL21m (gene mRpL21). Gene Ontology annotation, molecular function: structural constituent of ribosome; RNA binding. Gene Ontology annotation, biological process: translation. The record is from RefSeq and is a predicted model, not a curated record. The transcript is spliced from 2 exons. Gene Ontology annotation, cellular component: ribosome; mitochondrial large ribosomal subunit. Lineage: Eukaryota; Metazoa; Arthropoda; Insecta; Lepidoptera; Pyralidae. The coding region runs from base 142 to 672 and encodes 176 amino acids.